AUGAUGAGCACGUCAACAUCUGUCAUUGGCACGGUCAGCACAUCGAGUGCAUUUCCUAUCCGUCGUCCCCAGCCACGAAUGGACAUCCUGCUAGACAGAGAUCUCACUGGCAACGUACUAUGGGAAGAAGACCACUCUGUUCCUUCCAUUAUGGAUGUCCUUAUCCCGAUAUCAAGUCUCAGCAUGUCACACAUUCAAAAAAUAGCAUACUCGAACGGACAGCCUAUAUUUACUAGUCGCCCUAGUAAUAAGUGGGUUCUUGAGAAUGAUGAAAAGAAGCAGACAAAAAGGAAGAAGAAGGUGGCUCGCAAUGACGUGGAUGAACUUACGGAGUCUUCAACAAUGUCGAUCAUGCCUGACAACGGCGAAGAAACCUGGAGCGCUCGAGCAUAUCGCCCUAACAAGGAGGCGAAGAAAGCCCCGCCCCGUAAACGCUCGACAGAGCAACAAUGGGCGGGUCUUUUCAAUACCGUCUAUAUAUCCAUGCACUCAUUAUACAAGGCCACGUUCAGCACAAUCCCUCAGUGCUCUAGUGACUUUCCUUUCUUGCCCGAGGCUGGCAACAGACGUCCGCAUCGAUGGUGGUCAGCAGAGUUUUCCACUUCUGCGAUUCCGGACGAGACCAAUGCCCAGAAGCCUGACAUAGUCCUUAUUAAUCACAAGGUUCAAGCGAAAAGUUGGGCACACGUCCUCACAUGCAUUGAGCUCACCGUCAGUGAUCUUGGCACUACACGCGACCUAGCAUUGUUCAAGGGGGCGGUCACCAAAGGGUACCUCAUGAUACGAGAACAACCUUGGCGUCGCUUCAUUGUCCUUUUCAGUAUCGCAGUGUGGCAACUUCGCGCCCAUUAUAUAGACCGCUCAGGUCUCAUCAUCACCCGUCCCAUAUCAAUCAUCGAUCAACCGGUGCGUCUCGUCAAUACGUUAAACACCUUGUCGCUCGUGAACUGCCAAGCCCAUGGCAUGGAUCCUACCAUUCACUUGUGUGACGAUAUUUGCAAGGGUCAACACAGUGACCUAGCGAACAGAGCGAUAGGUUGGGUAGAGGACAAGCGGAAGGACAUAUUAUUGAUCAUGGCUAUUCUGUGGAGAAGCCAGGGUCUGUUCUCUCGUGGCACUAUCUGCUAUCGCAUUCAAAAUGGCAAGGGGGACGAGUAUGCAUUAAAGGACUGUUGGGUUGACGAAGAUAAGAAAAAUCACGAGGAAGACGUUCUUAAUCACGUCCAGGGCAUUCCAAAUGUAGUCACUCUCAUAGAAGCUUGGGACGUCGAAUACCAGAAUGAGCCUGACUCUACAUUAUGCAUUCGUGAUCAUCAUGGGGCAUCUAGAAGUAUUGCUUUCCGUUCACACGAGACAAUGCUCACCGUACAUGUCCUACACAGAGACCUCAGCCCCAACAACUUCAUUAUUCACAAAGGAAGCGGUUACUUCAUUGAUUUCGACCACGCCCAAAUCAUAUUGCCAGGCAAUACUAGUGUUCGUUCACGGGGUACUGGUACCCUGCCUUACAUGUCUAUCCGCCUACUUACUGCAUGUGCAGAAAAGGAGAAGACCCAAGGAACUGUGACGAUCGAACAUUGCCCCAGCGAUGAUAUCAAGUCACUCUUUUACAUUUUUGUCGAAUUCAUUUCCACGUAUGAUGGACCGCAGGGCUACAUAUCGAACUCAAAGGUGGAACGAUGGGCUGAGACCCUUGAGGAUAUGGGCCACAGGGCUGGUCCAUAUAAGUCAGGUUUGGUACUCAUCACACGCCAUGACAAACAGUUGAUGAACAGAACAACACAAUACUUCGGCGGCAUCAGGGAUCUCGUUCAGGAGUGGCACCUCAAAUUUUUUUACACAGCAGAAGAGCAGACCACCAUUACUCACUUGGAGAUCCUGGAGCUCAUAAAGAAGUGGAUCUCUCAUGAAGCCGUUGAUGAGCCCCUUCCUCCAACCCAAGAAGCUGAUCUUUCGAGCACAACCCACCCUCGUCGUUCGACCCGGAAGGUCAUCCCGGUAAAGAGAGCAUAA
Molecule: messenger RNA, 2013 nt
Organism: Suillus discolor
Lineage: Eukaryota; Fungi; Basidiomycota; Agaricomycetes; Boletales; Suillaceae
Exons: 3
Coding region: 1-2013 (670 amino acids)
Biological process (GO): protein phosphorylation
Molecular function (GO): protein kinase activity; ATP binding
Source: RefSeq, a predicted model, not a curated record